Messenger RNA from Penicillium daleae, 1380 nucleotides. RefSeq lists its product as uncharacterized. The coding region runs from base 1 to 1380 and encodes 459 amino acids. The transcript is spliced from 5 exons. The record is from RefSeq and is a predicted model, not a curated record. Lineage: Eukaryota; Fungi; Ascomycota; Eurotiomycetes; Eurotiales; Aspergillaceae.
AUGGUCGUCUUGUCAGACUACGGUUGCUCGACAUCCGUAUUUACCAAUGCGCCGUCAGACUGUGCAGUUUCCAGAGGUACACUGUUCAAUGCGAACCAGUCUUCUAGCUGGUACGACUUGGGUCUUUUCAGUAUCAACGAGAAUGGGGUCGGUCUCGAAGUCAACCUCGGUGGGAUCUUUGGCUUGAACCCCCAGCCCGUUAAUUUUACUUCUUUGGGGAACUUCUCUUCACCUUCAUUCCUUACAACACUAAAGAACCAAGGAAAAAUUCCAAGCCUCAGCUGGAGCUACACGGCUGGUGCUCAGUACCGUUUAAAGCAAGUCUACGGCCAACUAAUCUUCUCCGGCUAUGAUACUUCCCGGUUUGUUGAGAACUCGGUAUCAUUCACCAUGGCUGGGGAUAUCACCCGCGAUCUGGUAGUUUAUCUUCAGUCGAUCAGCUAUAGUGGAUCAACUUCGGCGACAUUACUAUCUGACCCGAUUCUCACCUUCAUCGACUCUACGGAUCCCAACCUCUGGAUGCCAGGAGUGUCUGCGACGCCUUCGAGAAGGCCUUCGGGCUUACAAUGGACACCGAGAGUGGUGUCGUUUCGAUUGUCUGAUGUAGCCACUGGCGGAGCUGCUGUGACGAUCACCCUUCCUUACAAUGCUUUUGCCCUGACUGCGAAGGCUCCUCUAGUCAAUAGCAGCAGCCACUAUUUUCCGUUGAAACGCGCGGCCAAUUCGACACAGUAUACACUGGGCCGAGUAUUCUUGCAAGAAGCAUAUCUCUCCGUCGAUUACGAGCGAAACACCUUCAACGUAUCCGCCUGCUCAUGGAAUGAAAAUUCCCAGCAAGAUAUUGUCACAAUCACUUCCAAAGAUUCGGGAUCUACGUCUUGUGCUGGAAGUGCGUGCUCGUCCGGUACCAACAGCUCAGGUGACUCUUCACCACUCAGCCGCGGCACAGUAGCUGGCAUCGCUAUUGCAGCCCUCGUCGGUGUCGGCAUAUUAGCAGCCAUCCUAUUCUUCUUCAUCCGCCGCCAACGCCAGAAGACUGCAUACAAAGCGACCCCGCCGGAGCCAGACGUAUCUGUGCUCUCUGGCCCGGUACACAAUGCACCUCCUUCUGGUCCGAGCGACCAGUCUUCUCCACAGCCGCCAUUUUGGUCUCCCGACGCAAUCUUCGGAGGUGUGAGUGACAGCAAUAACGGACGGAGUAAUAACGGGCAUAGCAGUGGGAGUGGUAGGACCCAUGAGCAAAGCGUGGAUGACAGAGGUAUGGAGCUGGAUGGCCAUGGUACACAGAUAACUCCAGUUUAUCAUGAAUUGCCGGGCAGUGCGGUUGAGAAAACACGGCCCGAGCCAGAGCUAGAGCGACCCAAUACGCCAUAUGUGUAA